AAAAAAAUACACAGACAAAUUGAACAUGCGUAUGUGCGGCGAGCGUGCAAAGGGCGAUACGAUUUCACGAUAAAUAAAAAAUGAGAGAAUCUUGUCUGACCGAUGCUUUGGUAUAUAUAGAACGAUGAACGAGACAUGAGUGUUCCGAAGCGUGUUUUUGAGAGCUUGUUCUCCACUUAAUCUUGCAAACGAUAACGAUCACACUCGAGCAAUCGAGAAUGCUUCUUUUUGUUGUGUGUCAAACAAGUGAAUUGAAACCGAAAGCAUUUUAUAUUGUGCGAGUCGCGUUCAGUUUAUUGUUGACAUUCGUCGCGCUUGGUUCACACCUUAUAAGUGUCGCGAUUAUCACGCAAAAUUCUAAUCGAUUGAGAAACUGUUAUCUUGAAUGCAAGGUGAACGAUGUUUCUGUUUUUGGGUGUAUUACUGGCAACAAUCAUUGCAUAUAUUUUACGAUUCCACUAUGAAAUAUUUCAUGCAUUUUAUGUAUCAUUGAAAAUUGAUGGUCCAUCUGGCUGGCCAAUAAUUGGGAACGGACUACUAUUUUUAAAUAAUUCAUCAGCAGAGAACUUCACCGUUAUCAUAAAUUUGAUAAAACAAUACGGUGUUUUUUUUCGAGUAUGGCUCGGCCCAGAAUUGAAUAUCAUUAUCUCUGACCCAAAAGAUGUUGAGAUUCUAUUAAGUAGUCCUCGCUAUAUUGACAAGUCGACUGAGUAUAAGUUUGUAAAACCGUGGCUGAACGAAGGAUUACUACUUAGCGGAGGCAAAAAAUGGCACGAUCGCAGAAAAGUGAUAACGCCGGCUUUCCAUUUCAACAUUUUGGAUAAAUUCGUUGAAGUUUUCGAUCGUUUGGGAAACACAGUUGUGGAUAAAUUGAAAACAUACGAUGUUGCCGACGAUGUGGAAUUUUAUCCUAUCGCUGUAUUGUAUGCAUUAGAUGUGAUGUGUGAAACGGCAAUGGGUGUUAGCAUCGACGCUCUUUCACAACCGAAUUCGGAAUAUGUUAAGGCAGUCAAAGAAAUUGCUCAUGUGCUGCACACUCGCAUGCUUGAUUUUAUACUUCGAUAUCCGUUAUUCUAUCAACAUUCAAGCUUGGCCAAACAACAGGCAGCCGCAUUGCGUAUCCUGCAUGGAUUUACUGAUGAUGUAAUACGAAAACGACGACAGGAAUUGUUAACGAAAAAAAUCAACAACAAUGCAAACAGUAGUAGCAGCAGCCAGGAGGAAGAGGAGAAUGAAGCCAUCGGCAUUCGAAAGAAACGCGCUUUUUUGGAUCUACUAUUGAAUGCAACCAUUGAAGGCAAACCGCUUACCGAUCUUGAGAUCCGUGAAGAAGUUGAUACGUUCAUGUUUGAGGGUCAUGACACAACCACAUCAGGAAUAACAUUCUGUUUGUACAAUAUCGCAAAGAAUCCAGAAGUGCAGAAGAAAUGUUUCAGAGAAAUUGUUGACGUAUUUGGAACGAACACCAAAGAACCCACA
This is a messenger RNA of Contarinia nasturtii (swede midge), 1479 nucleotides long. Its product is annotated as cytochrome P450 4d1-like. The transcript is spliced from 8 exons. The record is from RefSeq and is a predicted model, not a curated record. Gene Ontology annotation, molecular function: oxidoreductase activity, acting on paired donors, with incorporation or reduction of molecular oxygen; heme binding; monooxygenase activity. The annotation marks the transcript as partial. Lineage: Eukaryota; Metazoa; Arthropoda; Insecta; Diptera; Cecidomyiidae.